Etheostoma spectabile (orangethroat darter) is the source of this 2862-nucleotide messenger RNA. It is a transcript of the gene six3b, whose product is annotated as SIX homeobox 3b. The record is from RefSeq and is a predicted model, not a curated record. NCBI's taxonomy places the organism in Eukaryota, Metazoa, Chordata, Actinopteri, Perciformes, Percidae. Gene Ontology annotation, biological process: regulation of transcription by RNA polymerase II; eye development. Gene Ontology annotation, cellular component: nucleus; transcription regulator complex. Gene Ontology annotation, molecular function: DNA-binding transcription factor activity, RNA polymerase II-specific; RNA polymerase II cis-regulatory region sequence-specific DNA binding. Bases 193 to 1026 code for a protein of 277 amino acids. The transcript is spliced from 2 exons.
UCCUCGGCAUUUGAUUGACAGUGCUGCCAUGACAACCCCACAUCAGCUCCAGGGUGUCUGUCCAAUGAGGAGUCAGAUUAAGGAUCCCUCCCUGACUCCCAGGUGAGCUAAAGAGUCAGACUUCAGCAGAUUUCUGGCAGACCGUUUCCGAGACAUUCUUCGUCUCCUCUCUGGUUUCGCUCUGUCAUCCAGAUGGUGUUCCGAUCGCCGCUUGACGUUUUCUCAGCCUCCCGUGUCCUCCUGCCACACUUUGCUGAUGGGCCUCCUAUUCUGUCCUGCUCCCGCUCCCGGGAGGACCAUCCUUCCGCCUGUCCUCCCCUGGCUCUGCCUGGGUUGUGUUUCUCCGCGGCGCAGAUCGCCAGUGUCUGCGAGACUCUGGAGGAGACCGGAGACAUCGAGCGGCUGGCCCGCUUCCUCUGGUCACUCCCGGUGACCGCGGACGGUCGUGACUCCAUCUCUGAGCACGAGUCUGUGCAGCGGGCUCGCGCCGUGGUGGCCUACCACACGGGAAGUUUCCGCGAGCUUUAUCACAUCCUGGAGACGCACCGUUUUACGCGCGACUCCCACGGUAAACUGCAGGCGAUGUGGCUCGAGGCUCACUACCGGGAAGCAGAGAAGCUCCGGGGUCGACCGCUCGGACCUGUUGACAAGUACCGCGUGAGGAAGAAGUUCCCGUUACCGAAGACAAUCUGGGACGGUGAGCAGAAGACGCACUGCUUUAAAGAGCGCACGCGGGGACUGUUAAGAGAGUGGUACCUGCAGGACCCGUACCCGAACCCCGGGAAGAAGCGGGAGCUGGCGCACGCAACCGGACUCACACCGACUCAAGUUGGGAACUGGUUCAAAAACCGGAGACAGAGAGACCGGGCGGCAGCGGCCAAAAACAGGUUGCAGCACCACCGGAUGUGUCCAGACGGUGCGCGGUCACUUAGCGGAGGAGAGUGCAGUCCAGACGAAAGCGGGGAGCGCGCAGAUAGAGACAUUCUGCUUUCAGUAACGGACAGUGACUCUGACUUGGAUGUUUGAGACUAAAUUAUGAAAUGGACCUUCAGGGUCCUAUGAUGGUCAGUCGUGGGUUAACAUAGAGAGGAAAAUGAUGUCGCCAUGUGUACGAAAGGCCGAUCAGGGUUUGGGUUGCAGUAAAAAGCUGCAUCCUGAACGUUACCCCAGCCCACCAAACCAAUAAUCCUAGAGGUUACAUGAAGAUUUUUUUGUUCUUUUAUUUCCUGAAAAUGUGAUUGAUCUUUGUCUAUGAGGCCGGUUUGCUGUUUGGUUUUUUUGUUUUAUCACCAGCUGCAGAUCAGACCCUCAUUUUUGGUUUUGAACUACAUCACGGGAUGGUGCGGUGCACAUCUGUUGACCUAGCUUACACUAUCAAACUGAUUAAACCGACGUCAAGCCGUGGACCCUUGUUGGACUUUAACCCAUGGAGUGGGACCCCCACAUGGGAGGACAAUUACAGACUGAAACCUGCCAGUGAGCUAAUCACUCUAAUUUUCUCUAAUUAUGUGUCAUUGUUAUUGUUUUUUUUAUGAAUCUAGUUCUUUCUAGAGAAGACCCCUGGAUGUCCCCUGUUGUAGACAAUCAAUAUGCACUGAAGCUUACCUUCCUGUCUGGCUGUUUGUAUGUUCAUGACAUUGUUUGUUUCUUUACCUUCACUUAUUAGGGUUCAAACCGCAAACCGGUAGAACCCUUCUAUGUUUGUCUGUUUUAGUUAUUAUUAUUAUUUGUUGUGUGCCCAAGGACCGUUACGGUCCACCUAGAAAAUGUUUCCGCCAUUUUGAAUUUUUUGAAAAACCCAUUUCUGAGAUCUCCUCCUACACCGUAGCUCCGAUUGCCACAAAAUAUUCAGUGAAUCAUCAAUGGAUCAAGCUUAUUACAAGUCGCAUAAAGCAUGUCCAUAUCUUUAUAUCCAUAUCUAGCCUAUAUUACUUUUCAAGGUAUAGACCAAUAAACUUCGAAAGGGGCGUGGCUCUGGACAUAAAUGAACACAAAUCAGCAACCGUAAGACCAAUCAUCACAAAACUAUCAGGGUAUGUUCAGAUCAAUGCCCCAGACAUAUCCAGACAGUUUUAUACACAUUUGCCACUAGGAGGCGCUACAAGCACAAGAUAGGUGAGUGGCUUUACACACAUGUUACUGUAAAUCACAUGUUCAUUGUCCAAUCACCACAAAUCUCUCAGGAUAUGUCCUAGGUACCUGAACCACGUCUGAAAGUUUCAUUAAACUCAAACACCAGGGGGCGCUAUAAAUGCAAACAAAUUGCAGGUGAUACAGCACAUAUCAGGCUAUAAAUGACUAAAUGUUUGUCUAAUCAACACAAAACUUCCAGGAAAUGUCUACAUAAGGACCUCACACAUUCCCUGUAAGUCUCAUUCAAAUUGACCACUAGGGGGCGCUGUAAACGGACAAUAACUUGACGUGGAAUGACAGGAAUCAAGGUUUGAGCUUGGAAUCGCAGCUUGCGGCUUUAUUGUUUAACAAUUGUUUUUGUGUUGGUCAUCUGCUUUUCUCAAACCGCCAUGAGCUGGACUGAGCUACAUAUCAAACUGAAUUAAAAAUAAAUGUUUUUGACAAAUCAGGUGUAGGCAUUUUAAACAAAAGUGCACCGUUUGUCCAAUCGUUACAAAGCAUGCAGGAUAUGUUUUAUAACGACGUUGGAACACGUGUGAAUAUACGUUGAAGUUGCUAUUGAGAAAAAAAGUUUGAACCCGCGAAUCGCCGCUUGUGGCUAUAUUACUUUAUAUAAGGUUCACAGAGGUCACUGUGCAGUGUGUGUGUGAUACUUUGUUGUACUCUAUGUUCAAAUUGACACAGAAUAAAUGUUUGGGUAUUUUUAUGUAAAUAAAAUUAUUUAAUAUA